GUGGCAGCCACGCAGGCGCAGGCUAACAAAUAAACAAGACAGACAAGUUUAUCUGCUCCACCUGUACAGUACAGGUGCUGGCCUUUCGCCUCUACAAUGGAACUGCUACUCCCUGCAACGGAAAUUAUGUCAAUUACUAGAUUCCAGACAUCUAUCAAGGACCAGCACUUGGAAAAGCUUUCUUUAAAUGUUUUCUUUAAUGUUCAAGCUCAAAAGAGGUGUAAAGUUCUUUGUUUGGCUUCGAGGGAGAGACGUGGCUUUGGGCCUCAGCCUACAGAGAAAGACAAGAUUAACAAAGUCAAGGCCCCAAGAGAGGAAAUGGGUAUUGCAUCUCAACCAAGAAAAUCAACAUCCAAACAAUCUGGAACAAUACCUAGUCAGGCACCUGGGUUAAGUAGUCAAUCAGAUGGAAGAUCAAGCAAUAUUGUCUUAGAUCGUCAAUUUGAGGAACGGUUGGAAGCGGUUAGAAGGUCUGCAAUCAAGCAGAAAAAAGCAGAGGAAAUCAAACAAUAUGGAACAAUCGACUAUGAUGCUCCUGUUGAGUCAGGGCAGAGUACAAUUGGAUUUGGUACCAAGGUUGGAGUAGGGGUAGCUGUUGUGGUCUUCGGUUUGGUUUUUGCUCUUGGGGACUUUCUUCCUUCCGGAAGUGUUAAUCCCACUGAGGAGACUGCAGUGGUUGAAAAGAAACUUACGGAAGAAGAGAAGACAACUCUUAAGACUAGGCUGCAAGAAUAUGAGGCAAUGCUUGGAAACUCCCCAAAGGAUCCAAUUGCUCUUGAAGGAGCUGCAGUAACCUUAGUAGAACUAGGAGAAUAUGGUCGAGCUGCUUCUUUUCUUGAUGAUUUGACCAAGGAAAGUCCUAGUGAUCCUGAAGCUUAUCGUUUACUUGGAGAAGUGAAGUAUGAGCUCAAGGAUUAUGAAGGGAGUGCUUCUGCCUAUAGGAGUUCUGCAUCUGUUUCUAAAACUGUUAACUUUGAAAUUCUGCGUGGUCUUACAAACACAUUGCUUGCUGCUAAGAAACCAGAUGAGGCUGUUCAAGUUCUUUUGAAAGCUCGUGAGCAGCUGAAAAUGGGAAACUUAAAUGGUGGUGAUGUUCAAGUUGAUGCUGGUAAUAAUCUGGCAACAGAGAUGCAAAAGGUUGACCCCAUUCAGGUUGAGUUGCUUCUUGGAAAGGCCUAUUCUGAUUGGGGGCACAUUAGUGAUGCUGUGUCAGUUUAUGAGCAGUUGAUUUCUACUCACCCUGAUGAUUUCCGAGGAUACUUAGCAAAGGGAAUAAUUUUGAAAGAAAAUGGUAAAGUUGGAGAUGCAGAGAGGAUGUUUAUUCAGUGCUUAUGUGCAGGCACGGUUCUUUGCACCAGAGAAAGCGAAGGCACUUGUUGAUCGGUAUUCAAGACGAUGACCAUUAGACUUAGAGCAUUGAAUUGCUCAAUUGCUACAGCAAUGUGCUCUCAAGAAUGUUCUGUGCAGCAAAUAGGAUGAAGAGUACUCAAUCUUUGUGAUAUUGUAUAUUGGUAAGCUUGGCAAUUUCAACCCACCCAUUUUAACAUAUUUUUGUGCCAGACCUUGUAGAAAGUUAUUGGUGUUAAUGAUAAACAAAUAUUUUAAGUUUCCAAUUUUGGUGUUCUAAUUUGGUGUCUUUGCCCUUCUUUUGGGGUUCUUAUUGGACUUUGUAUCACUAAAAUGGAUAAUGAUAUAAU
Molecule: messenger RNA, 1697 nt
Organism: Telopea speciosissima
Lineage: Eukaryota; Viridiplantae; Streptophyta; Magnoliopsida; Proteales; Proteaceae
Exons: 16
Coding region: 97-1380 (427 amino acids)
Biological process (GO): regulation of DNA-templated transcription
Cellular component (GO): Cdc73/Paf1 complex
Molecular function (GO): RNA polymerase II complex binding
Source: RefSeq, a predicted model, not a curated record